AUGGCUCCCGCAAUCAAUAAGUCGGAGGCCAAAGCCAAGGAGCCUGCGUCGGCCAAGGCCAAGGCCAAGCUGAAGAUCAAGCUCAAUGUCAAGGCCCCCACCAAGGGCGAGACCCGAGUCUCGGAGGAGACCGACGUGAAGGUCCCUAAGACCAGUGACGAGGAGUUUCUCUUGACUCUUCUCAACCCCCUGAAGGUCGACUACCAGGCUGCAGCCGACACUCUCGGCAUCAACACGCCAGCGUGCCGCAUGCGAUUCAUUCGCUUGCAGCAGAAGUACGGGUUCAAGAAGAAGGGCGCCAAGGGCACUCCCCGUAAGAAGACUGCGACCGAGAAGAAGACAGCUCCUGCCAACGAGUCCGAUGGCACCGCGGAGGAGACCACUGUCGAGGAGGCCACUGAGAACUGA
Molecule: messenger RNA, 408 nt
Organism: Penicillium samsonianum
Lineage: Eukaryota; Fungi; Ascomycota; Eurotiomycetes; Eurotiales; Aspergillaceae
Exons: 2
Coding region: 1-408 (135 amino acids)
Source: RefSeq, a predicted model, not a curated record